Colletotrichum costaricense is the source of this 222-nucleotide messenger RNA. RefSeq lists its product as uncharacterized. The transcript has a single exon. The coding region runs from base 1 to 222 and encodes 73 amino acids. NCBI's taxonomy places the organism in Eukaryota, Fungi, Ascomycota, Sordariomycetes, Glomerellales, Glomerellaceae. The record is from RefSeq and is a predicted model, not a curated record.
AUGGCGCUAGCGUCGAGUGCCCAGAAAUUGUUGACAAAAUGUUAUUGCCGGAAUGUUGCGCGACUGGAGAGCUUGCAUACGGCUGCCGAAGAUUACCCGAGCCGCAUCGAAGGAGCCGGGAACCUUGAGGUGCUUGCUUGGCCCGGGCGGGCUGUGAGUCUGGUGAGCGAGGCAAGAGAGCCUGCCGCCCAAGACGUAAGUACAUGGCACUCGCCAUGGUAG